Messenger RNA from Homo sapiens (human), 3925 nucleotides. RefSeq names its product adaptor related protein complex 3 subunit mu 2 (gene AP3M2). The record is from RefSeq and is a predicted model, not a curated record. Gene Ontology annotation, biological process: anterograde synaptic vesicle transport; anterograde axonal transport; vesicle-mediated transport. The transcript has 8 exons. Gene Ontology annotation, molecular function: AP-3 adaptor complex binding. Gene Ontology annotation, cellular component: synaptic vesicle; Golgi apparatus; axon cytoplasm. Lineage: Eukaryota; Metazoa; Chordata; Mammalia; Primates; Hominidae. The coding region runs from base 892 to 1803 and encodes 303 amino acids.
CAGUAUGUGGAAGAACUAGAAGAACCCAGGAGUUGUGAUCCUAAACAACUUUUAACUGGGCCUUGUUAUGAUUUCCACGUGUGAUACUUUACUCAUUCUGAGAUUAACAGUCGCACUGGUGAAACUGACAGCCGCUAUAUGGCCAUACUAAUGUAACUUAUUACAAGACAGGAAGUGAGAAGAGUUGUUUGAUCUAGUUGAAACCAUGGGGGAAUUUGGGAAAGCAGAGUAAAUUUGCUAAUUUGGAAGUCUGAGACUUCAGAGCUUGUUAUUCUUGAAGCAGUUGUUAAAAGUCAGUGGACAUCCUGAUUCUCAGGUCUCCGAUGUGGAUGUGCAUCCUCUCCGGCAGCAUGAUUUUUCCAGGACCAGAAUGUGACAGGAGCGGCCCCGCAAUAGAAUUGCAGGCUCACAGGCCGGCUGCAGCACUUGGCUGUAUUGCGAGGCUCCUUUCCAGCUGCUUAGUUCACAUGAUGCCUGGUUUAUAAAACCUAGUGAAGUGUUUUAUUUUUUAAAAAUAAAUCACUUUUGGGAAGGAAAUGUGUGACUUUUUCUUCUUUUAAAUUAUCAUUCAAAAUGAGAAUUUUCCUCUUAAAGAGGAAAUCUUUUUGUUUUAGGAAUACAUUCCUGACUCUUAGGUGACCCGGGUAUUGGAAUCUUGUGGAUAAUUGACGUUAUCUAAUGUAAUUUAGACUCUAGUAGAGUCUGUUCAGUUUUGGAUGUCAAAGAAAUGGAAAGAUGGUGAAACAACCUGGAAACCAUACCUUAUCAUGAACAGCGGAAGUAUCUUGAAAGUGUGGCCCUGAGAAGAAAAAAACUGAGGAUUAUUUUGGAGUCUGUUCAGAGCCAGUGAUCAAAGACAAUGUAGUUGUGGUUUAUGAGGUAUUGGAAGAGAUGCUUGACAAUGGUUUUCCAUUGGCUACCGAGUCGAACAUUCUUAAAGAACUCAUAAAGCCUCCUACCAUCCUUCGAACGGUUGUCAACACCAUCACAGGAAGCACGAAUGUGGGUGACCAGCUUCCCACUGGGCAGCUGUCAGUGGUGCCUUGGCGACGGACUGGGGUGAAAUAUACCAACAAUGAGGCCUAUUUUGAUGUGAUUGAAGAGAUUGAUGCAAUUAUUGAUAAAUCAGGCUCCACAAUUACUGCUGAGAUCCAGGGGGUGAUUGAUGCCUGUGUCAAGCUGACUGGCAUGCCAGACCUUACACUUUCCUUCAUGAACCCUAGGUUGUUGGAUGAUGUCAGCUUCCAUCCUUGUGUUCGUUUCAAACGCUGGGAAUCUGAGCGCAUCCUCUCCUUCAUCCCUCCUGAUGGAAACUUCCGCCUGCUGUCUUACCAUGUCAGUGCACAGAAUCUGGUUGCAAUCCCAGUGUAUGUCAAACAUAACAUCAGUUUCCGGGACAGUAGUUCCCUUGGACGCUUUGAAAUAACGGUGGGACCCAAGCAGACGAUGGGGAAGACCAUUGAGGGAGUGACUGUCACCAGCCAGAUGCCCAAGGGGGUCCUGAACAUGAGCCUUACUCCAUCACAGGGGACACACACAUUCGACCCAGUCACAAAGAUGCUGUCUUGGGAUGUAGGAAAAAUAAAUCCACAAAAGCUACCAAGUUUGAAGGGGACCAUGAGUCUUCAGGCUGGAGCUUCCAAACCAGAUGAAAACCCCACAAUUAACCUGCAGUUUAAGAUCCAGCAGCUGGCCAUUUCUGGACUCAAGGUGAAUCGUCUGGAUAUGUAUGGAGAAAAGUACAAACCCUUUAAGGGCAUAAAAUACAUGACCAAAGCUGGGAAGUUCCAAGUUCGAACCUGAAGGGAGCAUUUGCUGAGGGAAUAGUCUUGCACAUUUUUUCAUUUCUUACUUGUCUAAAAGUAAAAAAAAAUAUCAGCCUGUCUCCUAGGUCAGUCCCCUCCUGGACCCACCCGCUCCCUUUUUUCCUUAGCCUUCAGUGCCAUGGAACUAAUCAAGGGAGGAAAAGGUCACCAGGGAGAACUGGACAGAACUGAAACACAGCAACACCAGUUCUCAAGGACAAGGUGUGUGAUGGGGGUAGGAAGCUUGGUGCUUAUGUAACCAUUUUAAACGUGGUUUCUAUAGGAAAGACCAACAUUUGUUUAGCUUGCUUGGCUUUAAUUAUCUAAAGCCAAUGAAAGACUUCUUUGUUGAUUUUUUAAGAUAGAAAGAUUAAAAAGAAAGAAAGAUGGGAAGAAAAUGAAUGUCAGUCAAGGAAAGGCCACUUAAGGAUCUGCUCUAUGAAGGAGAAGAAAGAGGAAAAAGAAGUAAAGGAGUUAGGAGGAGACACUUAAAUGAAAGAUUGGCAAGAAAAGCAGUCGGACUCUACCUUAAGGAGGGAUGGGAAGGAAAGAGUUGAGUUGGUUUCUUUCUGAUUCCUCUACUCAUGUAGAAAACACUUGUACUUCUGGAAAUGGACUGGAGACUUUUUAAAUUUGAGUCCACUAUUGACAUGGAAACCCCAGUGGAAUCAGAUUUUCCCUCAAAGACCAUGAUGGUAUCGGACUAGUUUUCAGACACUGCCUGUUGCUGUCCAUCAGCACUUGGUCUCUUAUCUUCAGUGAGAAGGUGACCCGCCUUCUUCCCAUGGUGGCUGCCUAAAGUGCUUCUUUUCUAACCCAAAACAGUUCUACUCACUUCCUUUUACAGAAUUCACCGGCCAUUUUCCUGUUACCUGAUCCUUCUACAGGAUUUUUAAAAAGUAAGAGAGUUUCAGAGAAGCCGAUCCCAUAAUCCCCAGUGCAGCCAGGGUUUGUGUGUCAUCGUACUGGAGUAGAGGGCCGACUCUUCCCAUGAAGGUGAGCACAGCUGUGAGUGAGUGAGCUCAUAUCUCCAUUUGUCAGUGCUGGACUGGUACCAGAUCGUAACCUUCCCGUUGGUCGGAAACUUUUCCAUCUGUCGCCCUAGAAAAAGAGAAAGCUUACCAUCGAGGGUGUGGUUGAUCCUUGAAGCUGCUUGGUAAAGUUAUCAUUUCCUCAGUCUUUUCUUUUGUACUCCUAUCAUGUAUUCAUUAAUAUCUACCAGUCCCUUUUCAUUCUAAGACAAAACAUUUCUCCUAAAUCUCUGAAUAAAAUCAGUGCUGUAGGAAGAUGGACUGUGUUGAUCAUGGGUGUAAGCAACCCAGUUUAAGAAACAUGGCAACUAAAGGGAUACCUCAGGCUUUCUUUCCCAGUGGGUCAUUUUUGUCCUAGUUCAGUGUGUCUGUUACUAUUUAAAUAUUUAUACAAAAGGGUUUUUGUUUAUAGCUUAAGGAAUGAUACUGUGCUCUGCUUGGUGCAUGGAGAAAAAGGAAGACCCGUACUCUCCACACCCUAGAGCUUUUCUCUAAAUAUUGUGCAAAGUUUUUGCUAGUUUUAUCUUCUGACUUUGGGACUAGUUUUUGCUGCAGAGUUGUGUUGCUUUGUGAUUUUCCUCUGGGAUAGUGUACUGUACACAACCAGAUGUGUUCCACACUCCGUGACUCCGCAGUUUGUCCUGGAGUGACAUACACAUCCACCAUGGAAAGGGAAGCAUCUCUGCCUGUGGAUUCUCAAGUACUUGGAAGCACCUCUCCUGAGGAACCUACAGGAUUCUAAGGUUUCCUAGGUCACUGAACAACUAAUCUUGGUCCCUGAAUAUUUCUAGGUUUGUAAGUGCAGCAGUUUUAUUUCCUCUAGAACUCAUCCUGUUUCAAGGGAAGUACCUAAGAAGAUAUAGAGUGUUUCUAGGGUAAGGGACCUGCAGGUGUAAGCAUAGAUGAAAUAACUGUCCUGUCACAUGUGCAGCAGGCCAUGGAGUGUAGCGGGCAUCGCUGCCGCCAUUCCUGCAGCAUCACCAUAAGCAGUGCAGGGUGUCUCCAUCGAGCUGUUUGGUUCCAUGUGUGUUUAACAUGUGCAGAAGUAGCUUCUCUGUUUAAGUUUAAUAAAGUUGAGUUUCACCAGUC